AUGAAGGAUAAUACUCAUCGUAUGGAUGAAAAAUUAGAUCGUAUCAAUGACAAGAUUGAUCAAACAGCUAUCGAUACGGAACUACAUCAUGAAACACGGAUAAAAUUAAUGCCUACACUCGUAUCGAUAGUUGGUGAUUUUAUUUGGCCGGUGAUGAAUCACAAUGUUGCCGGAUUAAGAGAAAAACAACCGCAACUACAAAAAAUCUUCAAUAAUUUGGAAGUACUACUAUCUCAUCUAAAAUCGGAUUAUACAGCUCGACGAAAACGCAGUACAUCUCCACCACCACGACUCGCUCCAUCUCAACAAUCGUCAAAAGCGUCUAACAAUACUCAGAAUAAUGAAUCCGAUCAGUUUUUACCAAAAUAUCCUGAUGUUUGGAAAUCAGCCAAAAUUGUUACACUGAAUAAAUUAAAAGCAGGAGUACUUCGUUGUGAUCAGACACGGCUAAUUUCACUAUUAGCAACACAUUCAAAGUUAUUUGAAAAAAUUAUGCUAGAUAAAGUAAGACAUUGGGCAGAAACUAAUAAAUUAGUCCCAGUUGAACAAUCGGACUUUCGCUCGUGUUGUCUACUUCCUACUAGAGUUCUAUCAAUAUAUCAAGAGGUAAAAAAUAAUUUGACGGCCAAUAUUCCAACAUUAGCAGUAUUUGUUGACUAUCAGAAGGCACACGAUAAAGUGUGGCAUAAGGGUCUUGCUGUUAAGCUCAAUAGACUCGGUAUACCUUUAGCACUGUUGAAAUUAAUUAUUUCAUGGUUAAAUGAUCGUCGCGCCUAUGUUAAUUUUGAAGAGAAUAAAUCGAAAAUAAUUUACAUGCAUCUUGGUUUGCCUCAAGGCAGUAGUUUGAGUCCAUAUCUAUUUACUGUCUACCAUUGUGAUCUUAUCGCUUGUCUAGGUGCUCAUUCUAGCCACAUAUUUGCUGAUGAUCUCAAUGUACUCAUAUCUCCACCAAUAUAUCGAGAAAUGAAGCCGAUGAUUAAGUUUUUAGAAGAAGAAGGAACAAAAAUAUGUAAUAAAAUAGCGGAUUAUUCCAAGAGAUGA
Rotaria sp. Silwood2 is the source of this 1041-nucleotide messenger RNA. The record is from the annotation of a GenBank genome assembly. Lineage: Eukaryota; Metazoa; Rotifera; Eurotatoria; Philodinida; Philodinidae.